Aegilops tauschii subsp. strangulata is the source of this 1210-nucleotide messenger RNA. RefSeq lists its product as uncharacterized. NCBI's taxonomy places the organism in Eukaryota, Viridiplantae, Streptophyta, Magnoliopsida, Poales, Poaceae. The record is from RefSeq and is a predicted model, not a curated record.
AUUGCCAUGGAAAUUAGCUGAUCUGGCACCAGAUAUGUUGAUGACAGAGCACUGGGCAGCCACUAUCCUGUGUCCUCCUCCCCUGUUAAAUGAUUAUCUGGAAAUCAGCUGGCUUCCUGAAGAGAAGUAAAAGCCUUGAGCACAAGGAGCAGAGAAGCAACUCUGUACAAUACUGUACCUUCUUCCUCUUGAUGAUAGGAGCUCUGGUGGCAGCACAAGCAGCAGUGCAGAGGGGCAGCAGCAGUAUGGGCAAACGAGCAGCAGCAAAUGAGCAGCAGUAUGGGCAGACGAGCAGCAGCAAACAAACAACAGUAUGGGCAGAGGAGCUCCACCGGCGGCAGGGUAGAAGCAGACGCACGGGCGCGCGAGCAGGGGAGAAGGAGCAGCAGGGGCUCGCGCAGGAGAUUGAUGAGCACGCGCGGGCAGGGGAGAAGGAGCAGCAGGGGCUCGCGCAGGGGAGGAAGCGUGCGAGCUCCUGGUCCACCUGAUCGUUAGGCAGGUUCCGGCAAUGCCCGUGAGGAAUUGCGGCCGGGAGGAAAUGCGGCGGCGCACGCGCGGGGCUCAAGGAGGAUGCGUGUGAGCUCGAAGAGGAUGCGCGGGAGCUCGAAGAGGACGCACGUGAGCUCGAGGAGGACGUACCGGGAGGUUCCGACGACGCCCGCAGGUAAUCGCGGCGGGAGGGGAUCGCGGCGGCGCAGGUCUGGGCGGCGGCGGCGCAGCAGGUACUUGGCGACGGCGGCUACGGCGGAGGUGGAGCAGGUACGUGGCGACGGCGGCGGAGCACUUCCUGCUGUGCGGCGAACCGCGCAGCUGGGCGGCGCCGGCCCCUGGCUACGACGGAGGAAGAAGACGGGGGCGGAGGGAGUUGUUUCAGAUCGUUUUGAAACUAGGAGGGCUUUUUUGUAAAAUCACUAAUGAACUGCGCCCGCGACAUGUUUUUCAGGACGGAGGGAGUAGUAGUAGCGUGUUUUCUACCCAGCGCUACUGGUAAAUACCAAUAGCGUGGGGUCAUAAACAGGCGUACUGGUAAACUUCUAUGUAUAAGCAUUUUCCUAGUAGUGCAGGGGAGUCAGCUGACUCGAAUGCUGGAUUAGUUCUCGCAUUCCAUAUGAGUUUUCACUCAUAUACUGCUUAUUUGCAUGUUGCUUGCCCUGCACUGCAUAUAUGUGUUUUUCCCUUCCAAUUUUCGAAAUUUUUGGGUUGCUCAAAA